This is a messenger RNA of Sitodiplosis mosellana (orange wheat blossom midge), 3011 nucleotides long. RefSeq names its product carboxypeptidase D. The transcript has 11 exons. Gene Ontology annotation, molecular function: zinc ion binding; metallocarboxypeptidase activity. Lineage: Eukaryota; Metazoa; Arthropoda; Insecta; Diptera; Cecidomyiidae. Gene Ontology annotation, biological process: proteolysis. The record is from RefSeq and is a predicted model, not a curated record. The coding region runs from base 459 to 2006 and encodes 515 amino acids. Gene Ontology annotation, cellular component: cell surface.
CUGAACGGUCGCAAAUAUCACAACAACACACUUCCACUGUGUUCCAUUACACAUCAUUUUUCCGUUAAUUUCGUUUAUAAUUUUUUCCAUCAAGUGAAUUGGUUUGGUUGAAAUUUUUACAAUUUUUUCCGUUGCUUCGACUUCGAUUGGAUUCCUUUUUUCGGUUAAAAAAAACUAUCUUUUUCGUUGUAAUUUCGAAAAAACUAAAAAAAUUAAAACUUCGAAUUUUUGUCAUUAUUGGUGGACAGUUUUACCUUUGUUAAACUAAUUUCCAAUUGAAUGUUGCAAUUUCGUGUAUAAAAAGUGGCAUUUCUGCAGAUUGUUAUUGGUUGUUUUGAAACCAUUCGUUUGUGGGACACAAAUCUUAAAAUAACACACCAUCGAUUUACAAAUCUUUAUGUAUUUUUCCAAAUUGAAUUUAUUAACAUUUUGAACGAUUAAAAUUUGCGAGAGAAAAAAUGGCAUUUACGCAGUCAUUUGGAACACUAGCUGCUGCAGUCACGCUAUGUUUAUUUGUGGUUAAUCUGAAUAUUGAAACUUGUAGUUCACAGCAAUUAAAUCAACUUAAUGAUUAUUCUGGUUCAAGACCGUACACACCUGAUCCCGGUUUACUGGAUUUUGUCUAUCACAACCAUGAAGACAUGACACGCUUUUUGAGAGCGACCAGCGCUCGUUAUCCCAAUCUAACUGCAUUGUAUUCAAUCGGUAAAUCGGUGCAAGGACGUGAUUUAUGGGUAAUGGUAGUUUCGGCCAGUCCAUACGAGCACAUGAUCGGCAAACCUGAUGUGAAAUACAUCGGAAAUAUUCAUGGCAAUGAACCGGUGGGCAAGGAAAUGCUGUUGCAUUUAAUUCAAUAUUUGGUAUCGAGUUACUCAACGGAUCCAUAUAUUCGCUGGUUACUUGACAACACCCGCGUUCACUUUUUACCGUCAAUGAAUCCAGAUGGUUAUGCCGUUUCGAAAGAAGGCACCUGCGAUGGAGCUCAAGGAAGAUACAAUUCCCGUGGUUUCGAUUUGAAUCGCAAUUUCCCCGACUACUUCAAGCCAAACACGAAGCGCGAGCAACCCGAAACCGAUGCAGUCAAAGAUUGGAUAUCAAAGAUUCAAUUCGUGUUGAGUGGUUCACUUCAUGGCGGUGCCUUGGUCGCUUCAUACCCUUACGACAAUACACCAUCCUCUAGAAUUUGUAGGUCGUCAGUUUUAUGCAAAAUGUUUCAAAACUAUGCAUCGCAGCCGUCGUUAACACCAGACGAUGAUGUAUUCAAGCAUCUAUCGCUCACAUAUGCCAAUAACCACGCAAAAAUGUCGCGUGGCGUUGCAUGCAAAUCGGCUACACCUCAAUUUGAGCAAGGCAUCACAAACGGUGCUGCAUGGUAUCCACUCACAGGCGGUAUGCAGGAUUACAACUACGUCUGGCACGGUUGCAUGGAAGUAACAUUGGAGGUGUCAUGCUGUAAAUUCCCACCGGCACAUGAGCUGCGCAAGUAUUGGGACGACAAUCAGCUAUCGAUGAUCAAGUUCUUGGCCGAAGCUCAUCGCGGUGUGCAAGGUUUUGUUACCGAUGGAAACGGUUUACCAAUCGAACGUGCUUCGUUGAAGAUCAAGGGCCGUGAUGUUGGCUUCCAAACAACACGGUACGGUGAAUUCUGGAGAAUUCUUUUGCCUGGUAUUUACAAACUUGAAGUGUAUGCUGACGGUUUUGCACCGCGAGAAAUCGACUUUAUGGUCGUCGAACAACAUCCAACUCUAUUGAAUGUCACAUUGCAGGGAUCUAAGGAAAAUGGAAAACUAAAACCGCGAUUGGGUAUCAAAAAAGCAUAUCAAUUGGCUAAACUCAAUCCCGUCGAUACUAGAAUAUUUCGAAAUGACGGUCCAUACUAUCGACCAAUUCACGCAUCGCAAAACCAAAUGUACCGGCCACCACCGCAACAUUUAGCCAACGAUCAAUCGUUCAUGGGCAGCAUCCAGACUGGAUUUAGUACUCUUCUCAAUAAUUUGUUCGGCUAAGCUGAUUCCAUCAACAUCAUCAUCAAUAACAACAACAUUCCCGAUCAUACGGUUCACAUGCUGCUGUUUUCCAUUCCAGUGUUAGAAACCGCGAGCUCCACCGCCACAUCUCACAUUGUUCUGUUUUUAAGUGACAUUAAGUUUUUACUACGAAGACACAAUUCUUUGCUUUUUUUUUGUUUUAAAAUAGAUUUUUUUUUUGUACAUUGAAACUCACACACACACAAACUCACACUAUCUUUAUAAUAUUUAAUGUUGAAUAAGGCACAAGAAUGUUCGAUUAAUUUUUUUGUGAAAUUCUUUUGUUAUUGUUGUCAAUUUAAUCAAUUGUAUGCGUCUUCAUUAACAAUUCAUGGUCUGUUAUGACAACAUAUUUUAUUAUUAGCUGCUGAAAUGAGAGUUUAAACCUUCCGAAAAAAUCAACAAUAACAACCACAAGAGGAACAAAAGUUAUCAUUUUAGCCGAACGUGUGUUGAUUGAGCAUGCAGAACGAGUAGUAAAGAGUGAGGAAGACGGAAGAAGAGACAGACAACCAUACGAACCAAAGUAACAUUCUUCCGAAAAAAAAAUACGCUCACAUACACACAUCAACACAUAGAGAGUCAAGGAGGAAGCAUUAUUAACGAUUCAAAGUGUAUUUAGAGUAUAUUGUGUUUAGGCAAGCAUCUUUAAUCUAUUGAAGAAAAAAAGAAGAAAAAGUAGCAGCAGCAAAAAGCAUCCGCUCCAUUUCAUUCCAUUCCAUUCUGUAAAUCGCGUGCGCGCCCGUAAUUUAGAAGUAUUCCUUUUGUCAAAAGAAAAUCAAGAAAAAUCACAUUCGAUUGUUUUUUGUAUCACAUCAUCUUAGCUUAUUUAUUUUAGUUUAUCAUCAAAAAAAGAAUAGAAUAUAAAUGAAUAUGAUUUAAUCUUAAUAGUGCAAACGCUGCAAACAAAAAGAAAACGUAUGCGUAACGAAUGAAAAACACUUCAAGUGAAAUAAACGAUUCCAUGGAAAAUAAAAACUCCAA